AUGUCUAGGCUAGAUGCGUCAUUCAGGUUCCAUAAUAAAUGUGAAAAGCAGAAGAUUAUUAAUCUUUGUUUUGCGGAUGACCUUUUCUUAUUUGCCAAAGGUGAAGUUCAUUCGGCGAGAUGCAUUAUGGAGUCGUUGACAAAGUUCACUAAGAUGUCAGGUUUGGUGCCAAGUAUUCAAAAAAGUACAGCCUUCUUUUGUAAUGUUCCUACUUUUGUUAAAAGUGUUAUUCUGGAGUUAAUGACAUUUGUUGAAGGGAGUCCUUGUGGGUUGAGUGGAUUAAGUCGUAUAAGCUCAAGGGUAGAAGUUUUUGGGAGUGUAGUAUUCCAGCUAAUAGUUGUUAGAGCUGGAGAAAGAUUUUACAGCUUAGACCGAGUAUUAGACAGUAUAUCUGGUCUAGAGUUGGCGACGGGAGGUCCACUUCUGCUUGUGAGUGACGUUUGGGCUGAUGGUGGUUGGAGAUGGCCGCUGGCAUGGAGGGAUUCUUUUCCGGUUCUUAUUCAUGCAUCUAGCAUUAUUAUUAACAACUAUACAACUGAUCGUUUCCUAUGGAAGGAUGGGGAUAUCUUGUCACAUUAUUCUUUAGCUCUAGCUUGGGAGUCGAUCAGGUCGAGGGAGCCUGAAAUUCAAUGGGUUAGCAUUGUUUGGUUUACUCAUUGUAUUCCUAAGCAUGCGUUCCUCUUGUGGCUGAUUAUGAGGAGAAAGCUUCUAACUCAGGAUAAGAUUAUUCAGUGGGAUUUUGAGAGGAGGAAAAACAUGAAUAUGACGUGCUGUCCUUUGUGUUAUUCGGAUUAUGAUUCUCAUCAACACCUUUUCUUUGAAUGUCCGUUCUCUAUGCAAGUAUGGUACGGUGUGCGUGGAAAGGCAGGUAUGUCUAAUGUGGAUCCAAAGAUUUCGGCUAUUGUGGAAUGGUUGUUAUUGCGUUCCAAAUCCAAGUCAGCAGGGUGUUUGAUUAGUAAGUUGGUGGUGGCGGCUUCUACGUAUGUUAUUUGGCAGGAAAGGAAUGAUCGUUUGUUCAAGAAUCAAACUAGGCCGCCAGAUAUCAUUUGCAAUGAAAUUCUACAAACUGUUCGGUACAAAUUGCUAGGUGUGAAGUUUAAAGACACGGCGAGUGUGAGGCGUCUUCUUGAUGAUUGGGAUAUCCGUGGGGAUGAUGGUAGAGAUAAUGGCGAUUGA
This is a messenger RNA of Helianthus annuus (common sunflower), 1176 nucleotides long. RefSeq lists its product as uncharacterized. The transcript has 3 exons. Lineage: Eukaryota; Viridiplantae; Streptophyta; Magnoliopsida; Asterales; Asteraceae. The record is from RefSeq and is a predicted model, not a curated record. Bases 1 to 1176 code for a protein of 391 amino acids.